Molecule: messenger RNA, 1411 nt
Organism: Cloeon dipterum
Lineage: Eukaryota; Metazoa; Arthropoda; Insecta; Ephemeroptera; Baetidae
Gene: Msr-110
Product: DUF3736 domain-containing protein Msr-110
Exons: 6
Coding region: 16-1146 (376 amino acids)
Source: RefSeq, a predicted model, not a curated record
CGCGCGAGCCGGCGAAUGGUGCGCGGUGGAGUUGCAGUUGCGCGAGUUGAAAUCCCGGCGCCUUUCUCUCGACCGGUGAAAAAGCGGUGGCUGCACGCUCGGCGCUCCAGUCUGCCGUCGAGUGCAGAACACAGCGGACAGCACAGACACAAAUCCCCCAGCACCAUGGAGAAGGCGGACUCGAUGGCCACGGUCAACAUCAAGGAGUAUCCUGACAAUGUCUCCUACACCACAGAAGCACCCCCAGCGUACAAACAGCCGCGUGCGACUACAGUGCAGGUUGCGAAAAUCGUUGCGGUCACAGUGAUUGUGGCCUCGGCGAUCAUCGGAGGCUGCAUCCUCGCCUCGGCCUGGAUCCAGAGUCGUGCCACCUGCGAACUUCUUUUCAUGGAACAGCAACUGCAGCAGGCUCAGCAACAAUUGGACGGAGACAGGCCUUCCUUCCAGGCCCUGGUGCAGGACAAUGCCGCUGAAGAGUCCAAGGAGUCAUCGACCACGACUGAGCGCGCCGCCGAGGAGCCGGAGCAAAACAUGGUCAAGCUGAACAAACUGCCGCUGCAGCUGGACUUUGACGAGCUGGCUGGCGCGUUGAUGGACAACAAUCAGAGGGCGCACAUGAACUGCGUGGUCGAGAAACGCCGCUCCGAGGAGCUCGUGGACCACGCGCCCCGCGCCGUCAGCCUGCCCUUUGGACUGAACCUGACCACCCCGCCCAGGCUGGAGCACCUCACUGGCGAGAAGAUGGUCAUUUCCUGCGAAAGCGGACGCGCCCAGGAAAGGCACAUGCCGGCGCCACCCCAGCACCCUCAGGCGGCCAGCGUGCCCCUGAUGAUCCCUCUGCCCGGCAACCCGAUCCACAUGCCCAUGCCCUUCGCCCACCACAUGCCCAACCAGCAACACAACGAGCUUGGCGACUCGCACCCCAUGGAGCACAUUGAGAUGAUCGUGGCCCACCCCGUGAUGGAUCACCAACAGCAGAUGCACCCCGCCCAGUCGAGGGAGAUGCGCAUGGCCGUGUUCCAGGACGAACCCAUCCCUCAGGAGUCGAUGAGACCUCACUAUGUGCAGCCGAGGUCUGUUCCUAGCCAACCCGACUUCCUGAACCAGAAGAGAGCGAAGCGCUGUGCUUGUGACUGCAACUGCUAAAUGCGAGCAGUUUCCAGUUUUUUCGAGGGUUAGGGCGGUUUUUAUUUUUUAUCUUUCAAAAUUUAAUUACUGCGUACUUGAUUGAACCUUCCGAAAGAAUUUGUCUGACCAAAUAAAAAAUAUGAUCUUAAUUUAAAAAGUACACAUUUUGUGAGGCUGUAUUUUGAAAUAGCUUUCAAGCGUAUAUAUUUGUAAAGAAAUCCAAUCUGCGUCGAGAUGUAUGAUGUAUUUACGAGAAAUAAUAAAGUUUCCAAAAAAUAGGUUA